AUGGAUGUGUUCAGAGCACCUGAAAAUGAGUCUCUGCAGUCUGGUCCCACUGAAAGCUCCACACCCUGGGAUUCCUUCCACCAUCCACUAGAAUUCAUCCAACCCUGGAACUUCCAGCUUCUGGCUGCAUUAAUGUUUUUGGUGACAUCUCUGUCACUCGCUGAGAAUUUUGCUGUCAUACUGGUGACUUUUAAGUUCAAGCAGUUGAGACAACCUGUCAAUUAUGUUAUAGUAAACCUGGCUAUUGCUGAUUUUCUGGUCUCAUUGAUUGGUGGCACGAUCAGCUUUUUUACCAAUAUAAAAGGCUAUUUUUAUAUGGGACAUUGGGCUUGUGUACUGGAAGGAUUUGCCAUCACAUUCUUUGGAAUUGUUGGUCUCUGGUCUCUUGCUCUGCUGGCUUUUGAGCGGUACAUUGUGAUCUGUCGUCCAUUGGGAAAUAUGCGCCUGAGGGGAAAGCAUGCAGCCCUGGGCAUUACCUUUGUGUGGCUCUUCUCCUUCAUCUGGACCAUUCCUCCUACCAUGGGCUGGAGCAGCUACACCACCAGCAAAAUUGGAACUACCUGUGAACCCAACUGGUAUUCAGGAGCCUAUAAUGAUCAUACCUACAUUAUUACAUUCUUCACCACCUGUUUCAUACUACCAUUACUUGUGAUUUUGAUAUCCUACGGAAAACUGAUGAGGAAACUAAGAAAGGUGUCAGAUACUCAAGGCCGACUGGGGACAACAAGGAAACCGGAAAGACAAGUCACUCGCAUGGUUAUUAUUAUGAUCCUUGCAUUUCUAAUUUGCUGGUCUCCAUAUGCAGCCUUUUCCAUUCUUGUCACUGCAUGUCCUUCCAUUGAGCUGGAUCCUCGUCUGGCCGCAAUCCCAGCUUUCUUUUCCAAAACAGCUACAGUUUAUAAUCCGAUUAUUUAUGUCUUUAUGAACAAGCAGUUCAGAAGGUGUCUCAUUCAGCUGUUCAGAUGCAGUGAUCAAGAGACUGUAGAGUCCAAUAUGAACCCAACUUUGGAUAGAGUGGUGCUUACCCAAGACAAAGGUGGUGGUGAAGUGUCCACAAUCGCAGCACAUAUCAUGCUUUCAAACAGGAGAAACGAGGAAGAACAGAGGAGCUGCCGUUCUUUUGCUCAGUUGUCAGUUUCAGAAAACAAAGUCUGUCCGAUAUAAGCAGAACUGGUUUCAAGAUAUGAAAUGCAACACUAUAGAAUGUUCCCUUGUUAUCAGCUGUUCAUGCAAAGACUGUUGGGACCCACAGCCUAGCAGAAAUGUACCUCUGGGGUUGCUGAGUCACAGAAAAACCAAAGGCCACAAAACUUGGCAUCUGUAGAGUGUUCCAUGUAUUCAGAGGGUGAGGAAUCAGCAUUCUAAGUCACAGCAGAAUAUCCCUUUCUGAUUCUAUCCCUUUCUCAGUACAUCCACCCUCCUUGCUCCUGGGAAUGACUUCAGAAGACUCCAGUGAACAUAUUCUGGGAUUUGACAUGCUAAUGGGGAAGCAAGUUCUCAUUCAACUGAUUAAAUAUCGUGAACUGGAAAAAACCCAGAGGCUCUCAUAGCUCAAAAUUCAUAACGAUAAAUAAAUAAUACUUAGCACUCAGUUAACUUGAACUCAACCAGGUAGAAGUAGGGAGGGAUUAUGAGGUCUAUGAGGUCUGAUGACUUUAAAAACCAAAAAGAAUGCAGAGUAUUCUCUUGCCCCAUGUUGAUUUAUGAUCUGUGGUAGGGUUCCUUUCCCAAAUCACCACACUAUGGCAAUCAAGAGAUGUUUCUAGGGUCCCAGACCUAGUUUCAUUAAUACAAACCCAGUCAAGAAAACUUCCAAGAGCCCUUCAUGUCCCUUCUUUCCUCCCUAUCCUUGCCACACAAGAAAAUCCUAGAGCUCCUUGAAGUGGAUUUAUAGCAGCUGACAAUGAUGGUAGUGGGAAUAGAGAAUAAAGCUAGGAUGUUGUGCAGCAUGGAAAGAGUCACACUCCAAUGCUGUGCAAGUGACAUUUCUGGGUAGGAGAAGAUCUGUAACUGCCUGACCUUCCCCUAUAGAAAUCUGCCUGAUGUAGAACUAGGAUCCAUUACCAUGCAGAGAUCACAUAGCUCAAGAGACUGUUUCUAUUUAAUGCUCUUUGGGUUUCUUAGUAAAUGUCAUUUGUAAAAGUCAGCUCCUGGAGGAGAUUCUGGUUAAAAAGCUCAGCUCCAACACCACUUUAGAGAGGCUCUUUGUGUCUCUAUGCCCAAAAUGAGUUCUUCCUCUUAUUUCACAUGAGUCAUGAUGUGUCUCUCAAUGCAGCACGGUGUAGAUGGUGCUUGGUCCUGCCAUGAGUGCAGGAGGUUGGACUUGAUGAUCUCUUGAGGUUCCUUCCAGUCCUAUGAUUAAUGCUGGUGGCAAUCAGCUGAGAGUUGCACCAUCUUUACUAAUCAGCCUCUGAUCAGCUGCUAAGUCUACAUCUCCUCUGACUUUGGAUUCCACAUCUUUUUACAUUAGCAUUGUGCUCGUGGGCCAAACACUUCAAACUAUUACCUUAUCCAAGCUUGGAUGUCAGGAGCAUGGAGUUCAAUGUAAAUACAAUUUCCAUAAACAAUGCAAACAAAACUUGUCAGCUUUGAUUCAUUAUGCAUGUUGAAUACUUUACAUUAUUUACCAAUAAUGCAGCAAUAAAAUCUGCUUCUCCUGAAUGGUAUACACUAUCAUCCCCUCCGAUCAGGCUAGCAUUUGAAUGCAAUAUGUAAUUUCAUGUUUAUGUACUCUUUGGUGUACAUCAAAUGAAAUAUGACUAAGGAUCAGGCACAGCAGAUUUGAAAUCCUAUAGUUGUGUUUUCAUAACUGUGUGGAACUGAAAGGAUGUCAAAUCAAGAGACAGUGGUUGGCAGAGUCCAUAGCAGUAAGGUGUUGUUAGGCAAUAUGUCCUUGAAGUGGAACACCAUUUUUUCUUGACCGCAAGCAUUUGUAAAACACCAAUAAAAUAUAGUAAUCAUGUCUAUACUGAAACACUGCAGCCACAUUAGCCUUAUUCUGUACUAACCAUAGCAAUGCCAAAGUGAUAACAAAACUAGUUACCAAAACCCAGAGUUUUCAUUUCAAUGUUG
Molecule: messenger RNA, 3072 nt
Organism: Pelodiscus sinensis (Chinese soft-shelled turtle)
Lineage: Eukaryota; Metazoa; Chordata; Testudines; Trionychidae
Product: opsin-VA-like
Biological process (GO): G protein-coupled receptor signaling pathway; visual perception
Cellular component (GO): membrane
Molecular function (GO): G protein-coupled receptor activity
Source: RefSeq, a predicted model, not a curated record